AUGCCUAUGUCAUUAGAAGUGAACGUGAACGGCUCAAAAGUUCGAGGAAGUACAAGCAGCUAUAGUGAAUAUGAAACUGCUUCUGUCGGCACAGACUUUCAUAUUUUUGGUCCCUUUACUGGACAUCUAAGUCAGAUAUUUGAAAAAUAUGAAGAAGAUGGAAGAGUCUGUGAAAAGAAAUUAAUCGAUGCUUUUCAUGAUUUGAAUUUAUUUCCUUCUAAAUCACAGAUUCAUGAAAUGGUACAUUGUGCCGUGGAAUAUGGUAGCCCGUGUUGUGAUGAUAACAUAACUUUUGGGGAAUUCUGUGUUCUAGUGGACGAACUGCAACAUCAUUAUAAUAAAAGCCUGCCCUUCACCUGUCCUCAGUCAUCCUUGAAGAAAAAAUGGGAACAUGGAACAGACACAAGACGAAAAAGAAAAGAAAGUCAAUCAAAUUUUCAAGUAUUUUUGGGUGGUUCGUGUAACCCUACAACAUGGCGACGAGACAUAGCGAUACCAUUUCUAAAAAAAGAAGUCAUCACCUUUUAUAACCCUCAAGUGAACACAUGGAGACAAGAACUGAUAGAACUAGAAGAUAAAGCUAAACAGUCAGCUGAUCUACUAUGUUUUGUUAUUGAUAAUCAAACACGUGCUGUAGUUUCUAUGAUAGAGACAGCUUAUUUAGUAGGUUGCUACAGACAGAUUAUUGUGGUUAUGAAUGCUUAUGAAAAGGAUGAAGAAAUUUUAAUCAAUGGAAAACAGAUCUCCCAAUCAGAGCGAUUUGAUUUGAUGAGAGUGCGUAAUAUAUUGAUAGAUUUAGUAGAGAGAAACAGUAUACCCGUUUUUAGCGAUGUUCACUCAGCGUUAAACUGUGUAGUGACCUGCCUCCACCAGGGCAUUCGGGUUCAAGAUUUACAAUUACAACACGGAGCCAGCCCUGUCAGAUAUGGCCAUUUAGAGGUUGGAGAAUCCUUGCUAAAAUUACGAGAAACGUUUAACUCUAUAACUUGUAAACAUGAAGGCAGGAUGAGCUUUAAAGAUGUUCAACUGGCAUAUAAAGCUAUGACCAAUCAGCAACUGCCGUCAAACUGGUUGAAACAUAAGAAGAAGUCAUACACGUUUGAAGAACUUUGCUGUUUAAUUUCUGAGUUUAAAAGACAGAGACCCUCCACCAUUUCUACAUUUCUGACGAAAUUAUUGUCACCCAUAACUUGGUUGAUUAAUAAAGUUCGAGGGCCGACACCAGUUAUGGAAUCGUAUAAUGAUGAUGGUACUAGAGAUAUUUAUCUGGGAGGUAGUUGUGGUAAAUCAUCCUGGAGAGAAGAUAUAGCUAUUCCUAUGUUACGACGUCAUGGCCUGUCCUACCUCAAUCCGUUUGUAAGUGAAUGGAUAUUCAAUAUGAUACCAAUGCAAGUUGCAGCCAGGGAAAAAUGUCGUCUGCUGUUAUAUAUUUUAACAGAAGAAUCCCGAUCUUUCUCAGCCAUGGUCGAGGCUGGUUACUAUAUAGGGAGAGGGUGUCGUGUUGUUUUGUGUAUUCAGUAUUUAAAGAAAGGUUCACUGGUGUCUGGAGAACAUCUAAGUGACUGUACGAUAGAGGAUUAUAACCGAGGGCGUAUGUAUUUGAGUGAUAUGGCCAGUAAAGAAGGCGUACAGAUAUUCGAAGAUCUAGAAGAAUCUAUCAAUUGUGCUAUAUCAUUGUUGAAAGAAACAACAUAA
Messenger RNA from Lottia gigantea (owl limpet), 1695 nucleotides. RefSeq lists its product as hypothetical. The record is from RefSeq and is a predicted model, not a curated record. Lineage: Eukaryota; Metazoa; Mollusca; Gastropoda; Lottiidae. Gene Ontology annotation, cellular component: plasma membrane. Bases 1 to 1695 code for a protein of 564 amino acids. The transcript has 16 exons.